GCUAUGGUAUGUCACGUGAUAUUGUUUUGCUUCAGUCGCGGCGGUCUUUACGCGUGAAGUAAAAAUGGCAAGAAAUGAGGAGAAACAGCAGGGCAGACUGAACAGACUGUGGCUUCAGAAGGAGAGAGAAGAGGGACGCCUCAAAGAUAUUCACGAGCGUCGACCCAAGCUGUCUACUCUUAAUUCAACUUCCUCUGUGAAAAAGUGGAUCCCCAGCAUCAAGAAUGAAAUAGAGUACUAUCUACAGCAAUCCCAGCUUUCUCAUUACCCAGAGAGAAAGAUAGCAGAGUUCCAGUUGCACAUUGAAGCUUUAGAAAAAGAGUACAAAAGCUUCAUUGCCAAACUUCGAGUUCUUGAUCCAUCAUGUAAACACAAGCCAUGGACUCCUCGAGCAUACUGCAAAAGAAGAGCAGACGCACAAGACCCUCCAGACAUCGUGAAAAACCCUCGGCUCUGUGAAUCACAAGACGGUGGCAGUCAGCAAAGUGAAAGUGACUUUAUUAGCAGUUUGACAGGAUGUUCCACGUAUUCAUCCACUGAAGAACUUCUCAGCUUUUCAAAAACCACACUUCAGAGUCUUGUACCCACUAACCUGGUCUCAGAAACCUCAGAGGCCGUCUGUGCAGUCCAAGACCAGCCGCUUUCAUUCGACCAAACACGGCUGGCGGUGGCUGCAGCAUCGUUCAGAGGAACGCCAGUUCAGCCUAGUUCCUCUCAAACACAGAGCCUUGCCAGGAUACUGCAGGGUGGAUUGCCAAAUCUUAAUAAUUCCCUAUCGAGAAAAAUAUUUUCACAGCAAAGCCGAGACGGGGAGAAAAAUAACGGGGUAUUUGGCGGGCAAAAAGCUGCCUUCCUAGAGAAUAUCUCAGACUGUGAAGCAGCAGAGAGAAUACCUGGGAAAUCAUCCAACGCCAGGGCAGUGGAGGCGAGGACUGGUCAUGUCUUGGGACUAGACUGUUAUUCUUCUUCUGAUGAGGACUGCGAUACAUGAUAUAUUUUUUUUGAUAGUAUACAUUUUGCAAUACAGUGAAUGAUUUAUUGAA
This is a messenger RNA of Archocentrus centrarchus (flier cichlid), 1043 nucleotides long. RefSeq lists its product as uncharacterized. Lineage: Eukaryota; Metazoa; Chordata; Actinopteri; Cichliformes; Cichlidae. Gene Ontology annotation, biological process: generation of catalytic spliceosome for second transesterification step. Bases 65 to 991 code for a protein of 308 amino acids. The transcript is spliced from 5 exons. The record is from RefSeq and is a predicted model, not a curated record.